Messenger RNA from Dichomitus squalens LYAD-421 SS1, 1058 nucleotides. RefSeq names its product HAD-like protein. Gene Ontology annotation, molecular function: phosphatase activity. Lineage: Eukaryota; Fungi; Basidiomycota; Agaricomycetes; Polyporales; Polyporaceae. The transcript is spliced from 5 exons. The coding region runs from base 149 to 931 and encodes 260 amino acids. The record is from RefSeq and is a predicted model, not a curated record.
GGCGUCUAUGGGACGGUGUACGGAUGCUGGACGACAGACGAAUCGGACUGCUUGGGCAGCUUCGUUGGCACUUAUCAUCUGCCUUCCUACGCGACGCACACAUACGUUUCGUCUAGACUCCAGAUCUGAGCCGUAUCGCGCAGGGAAGAUGUCCGACGCUGUUCAGAGGCCGACAAUCGAGCAUGUGAUCUUCGACAUGGAUGGGCUGCUCAUCGACUCCGAGCGUGUGUACACCGAUGUCACCAAUGAACUCCUUGCUCCUUACGGCAAGGAGAUGACUUGGGACAUCAAGGCCGGACUCAUGGGAAAACCCGAGCGUGAAGCUGCCGUGCACCUCCUCUCCUUCUUCCCCGACCUCCCGCCGUCCUUCUCGAUCGACUACUACCUCACCGCCCGGCGCGAGCUCCAAGACCUCCGCUGGCCGACGGUCCAGCCCUUGCCCGGGGCGGUCAAGCUCGUCAAACACCUCCACAAGCACCGCGUCCCGAUGGCCGUCGCGACCGGCUCGCAGCGCCGCAACUUCGAGCUCAAGUCGGCGCACCUCGGCGACCUGUUCGACUGCUUCGAGGGCCGCGUCGUGUGCGCGGACGACGGGCUGGUCGAGAAGGGCCGCGGGAAACCGCACCCGGACAUCUUCCUCGUCGCUGCGGAGAGGUUUCUGGGGCUGGACGUGGGAAAGGGCGAGGCGGCAGAGGCGAGCGUGACUGAGGAGCAGCGCGCGGUCAGGGCCAAGGGGCUCGUGUUCGAGGAUGGGAUUCCUGGGGUGCAGGCGGGAAAGCGUGCCGGCAUGCACGUUGUGUGGGUCCCGGAUGCGAACUUGGUCGCUCUGGGAGGCGAGACAACCGCUGUGGACGAGGAGCCGGACUCAACGCUCAAGUCGCUGGAGGAGUUUGUCCCGGAGCACUGGGGUCUUCCGCCGUAUGACUCCUAGCUCGACGUGCGUACGUGUAUGGCAAUACAAUGUCACAGCCUGGCUAAGUCUGCCCUCAUAAGCUGUUCACAUCCAUAGAGGUCAAUAAUGUAUGACGAUACUAUCUGCGUAGCGUGGUCAUCUGCGC